AUGUGUGGAUCCGUUUCCACCGAUGCUCACUUCACUGUCAAUCCCUCAGUUGAUUUUGUUGUGAUUUUCGUUUUACAAGUGCAAUGGAGAGCGAUAACGCGCCGCCGAACCCGGCUGCGAAUCAGCUGCCAGGGGCAGAUUCGUUGCCGGACGGAUUUGUGGAUAGCUCCACCGACGGCUCAUAUGCUCCAAUGUCACCCAGGAUAGCGUCGCUACACGCACCGGAGUUGACAGAUUAUAAGGAGGAUACGCUACUGGAGCCCGAAUUGAGGCCAGGCGUGAUUGUCAAUCAUAUACAUUUUGAUGCACCUUCUGAUAGUGUGCGUAGAGAUGCGGACGAUGAAGUUGGAGUGGAGGUACAAGGCAGCCCAGAGAAUUCUAUCCGAAAUCAGCAGGCACCCACGAAGAAGGAGAUGCUGCCACAAGAGAGCUCUGAGCACCAAAAAAUAGUCAGUGGAAUAGUGGAUUGUUUAUCUAUUUCCUCUAAUGUGCAUUAAUAUCUCUUAUAUAUAUUUCAUCAUUCCCUUUUAUUUGCUCUCAUGAAUACUGCCUUCUUCUAAUAUCUUGAAACAAACAGUUUCUAUUCCUGUUUUCUACUGCAUAAAAGCAGUAACUCAAGUGAUACACUCAUGCACCUGUCUCUAAGUUUCUCAAUGUUUAGUAUAAUGUUUAUUGCAAAUACUUCCAAUGCAUUCUUAUCACAUAUUUGCUGGAUUUCUGAUAUAGUGAUAUAUCUAAGCAAGUCUGCAAAUAACAGUUGAAUACUUUAUAAAAAGAUCCUGUCAUGGGUGGAGACAUAACUGGCAGUUGCGGUAUUGAUGAAUUACUGGUCAAGGUAUUUAUAAAGUAAGCGUUCAGAGCAUCCAUGGAAAGUGAUAUAAACUAGAGAGCUUGAGGCCUCAAAGCAUUAAGAAACCAAGAAGAUAAACUUCAGGUUUAAAAAAACAAGUUUAUAAAGCUCUCCUCUAAGAGCUACCAUUGAUGGCCUUCUAAUGGGGGUACAUGUAGUUUUAUAGAAACAGAUGAUAGGUGGCGCAUAAGCCAUAGUUGUCUGCAGUCUCAUACAAUAAGUGUGCCAGUAACCUGUUACCGCACUGCUCUAGUUCUCAGAAAUACCUGAAGCUUGCAAAAAAUCACGAUUAGUUUU
Cuscuta campestris is the source of this 1147-nucleotide messenger RNA. Lineage: Eukaryota; Viridiplantae; Streptophyta; Magnoliopsida; Solanales; Convolvulaceae. The record is from the annotation of a GenBank genome assembly.